UGCGACAAGCGACGCUACAAACAGCGGCGCACAAUCUCAAAGCACAAACAGAAGAAAACAGCGCAAAAGAAGCAGUUUGACAGUCGCACAUAAGAAGUAAAGCCUCCAGGAGACGCUUUUGUUUUAUAUCUUCAGCAGAUUUGAACUUCGGAGAUGUCUCUGGCAGACGAGCUCCUGGCCGACCUGGAGGAGGCCGGAGACGAGGGGGAGGACGAGCUGUACGCAGAGGAAGACGAGGGGGAGAUUGAUGGCGAGGCGAUUCAGGGAAGGACGGAUGGAGGGCUGGAAGACAUCCCAGAGGAGAUGGAGGUGGACUACAGCAAAGCCGAGAGCGUCACGUCCAUCGCCAAGCUCCGCAACAGCAAACAGUUUUCAGAGAUCAUGGACAAGAUUUCAGGAUAUAUCGGAAAACAGCGCAAGAACUCAGAGGUCUCGGGCCCAGUGGAGGCCGACCCAGAAUACAGACUGAUCGUAGCAGCCAACAACCUCACAGUGGAGAUCGACAACGAGCUCAACAUCAUCCACAAGUUCACCAGAGACAAAUACUCCAAGAGGUUUCCGGAGCUCGAGUCUCUGGUUCCAGAUUCUCUAGAUUACAUCCGCACAGUCAAGGAACUUGGGAACAAUCUGGAGAAAUGCAAAAACAACGAAACUCUGCAGCAAAUCCUCACCAACGCCACCAUCAUGGUUGUCAGCGUCACGGCCUCGACCACGCAGGGGUCGUUGCUGAGUGAGGAGGAGCUGAAGCAGCUGGAGGAGGCCUGCGACAUGGCCCUGGAGCUGAACCAGUCCAAACACAGGAUCUAUGAAUACGUAGAGUCCAGGAUGUCCUUCAUCGCCCCCAACCUGUCCAUCAUCGUCGGAGCGUCCACGGCUGCCAAGAUCAUGGGUAUCGCCGGAGGCCUCACCAACCUGUCCAAGAUGCCGGCCUGUAACCUGAUGCUGCUGGGCGCCCAGAGGAGGACGCUGUCCGGCUUCAGCAGCACCGCCCUGCUGCCCCACACCGGCUUCAUCUACCACUGCGACGUCGUUCAGUCUCUGCCGCCCGACCUCCGGAGGAAGGCGGCCCGGCUGGUGGCAGCUAAAUGCACUCUGGCAGCCCGAGUGGACAGUUUCCACGAGAGCUCAGACGGCAAGGUCGGCUACGAUCUAAAGGAGGAGAUCGAGAGGAAGUUUGAUAAAUGGCAGGAACCUCCGCCGGUGAAGCAGGUCAAACCGCUGCCGGCUCCUCUGGACGGGCAGAGGAAGAAGAGGGGAGGACGAAGGUACCGAAAGAUGAAGGAGCGACUCGGCCUCACCGAGAUCAGGAAGCACGCCAACAGGAUGACCUUCGCAGAGAUCGAGGACGACGCCUACCAGGAGGAUCUGGGCUUCAGUCUGGGUCAGCUGGGGAAGAGCGGCAGCGGCAGAGUCCGGCAGGCUCAGGUCAACGAGGCCACCAAGGCCCGGAUCUCCAAGUCCCUGCAGAGGACGCUGCAGAAGCAGAGCAUGACGUACGGAGGGAAGUCCACGGUCCGGGAUCGGUCGUCAGGAACCAGCUCCAGCGUCGCCUUCACUCCCCUGCAGGGUCUGGAGAUCGUGAACCCUCAGGCUGCAGAGAAGAAGGUGGCUGAAGCCAACCAGAAGUAUUUCUCCAACAUGGCCGAGUUCCUCAAAGUCAAGAAGGAAGCGAAGAUGUGAACGCCGACUGUUAAAUGUGUCCCGCGUUGUGCUUCAUCCUCUAUCUUAUUUUUAUUUUUUAACUUACACUUUGUCCAGUUUAAUAAAAUGCGUGAAGAUUCCAAAA
Stegastes partitus (bicolor damselfish) is the source of this 1786-nucleotide messenger RNA. RefSeq names its product PRP31 pre-mRNA processing factor 31 homolog (yeast) (gene prpf31). The coding region runs from base 154 to 1680 and encodes 508 amino acids. The record is from RefSeq and is a predicted model, not a curated record. The transcript is spliced from 14 exons. Gene Ontology annotation, cellular component: U4/U6 x U5 tri-snRNP complex; precatalytic spliceosome; U4 snRNP. NCBI's taxonomy places the organism in Eukaryota, Metazoa, Chordata, Actinopteri, Pomacentridae. Gene Ontology annotation, biological process: spliceosomal tri-snRNP complex assembly; mRNA splicing, via spliceosome.